This is a messenger RNA of Bemisia tabaci, 893 nucleotides long. NCBI's taxonomy places the organism in Eukaryota, Metazoa, Arthropoda, Insecta, Hemiptera, Aleyrodidae. The record is from RefSeq and is a predicted model, not a curated record.
UGACGCAGCAUGGCACCUCCAAAAUUAUCUUACUUCCCUAUCAAAGCUCUUGCAGAACCGAUUCGCUUUGUACUUUCCUACGCUGGUGAAGAAUUCAUUGACAAUCGAAUUAUCAGAGAUGAUUGGCCCGCAAUGAAACCAAAAACUCCUUUUGGGAAACUGCCAAUCUUGGAAAUUGAUGGGAAAGUUGUGACCCAAUCGACCGCCAUUUGUCGAUACUAUGCUAAGAAAUCAGGUAUAGCUGGCGAAGAUGACUGGGAAAAUUUGCUAAUUGACGCAACAGUUGGUACCAUUGAUGACCUAAGAUCAGCCAUCGGUGCCUAUCAUUAUGAUGCAAAUGAAGAGACAAAAGUAAAGAAGUACGAUCCUCUUGUGAAAGAGACCAUUCCCUUCUACAUGGAAAGACUGGAGAAGCAGGUGGAAGAAAACGGCGGUUAUUUUGUGAAUGGAAAGUUAACAUGGGCAGAUUUAUGGUUUGUUGGGUUGCUGGACUAUCUGAAUUCCAUGGCAAAGUUUGACAUAACCGAAAAGUACCCUAGCAUUAAGGCCCUUAAAGAUAAAGUGCUAGCCGUGCCAGCAAUCAAAGGAUGGGUUGCCAAGAGACCAGCAACCGAAUUUUAAACGAUGUUUGCCAUUUACUGCAGAACUAUUGAGCCUUUCUCUUCAAAGCACCAUUGUUUGAUGUAUUUGCACUUGCCUAUAUACAUUUAAAUGCAAUCCCAUAACAAUCAUGGUUACUUUUCUAUCAAUUCUAAUUAUACUAUCCUUCCCUGUUUCUCCGUACUUACUGUUUCUGAAGAUAUAUUUUUCAUGUAAUUUUAAUUUUCAGUUUACGUAUCAGAUGUCAACAUUUUUUGAACAUUCCUAGUUUUAUAAAUAAAUGCUGAAAGUAA